AGUUACACUUCAUUUGUGGAUCAGCAGUACCUGAUUUACCUGAGAUCAAAUGGAUGAGGCAAUAGCAUUGCUGAGUUCAUUCCAGCAAUUUUCUCACAGCAAGAGCAAAAUGAUGGCCUUCAGGAGAGCAGCAAAGAUGGCAUAUGGACAGGAAUGGGAUGUAGAGCUUGACUCUGGGCAAAGGAUGCAGUUUUUGUGUUUAGCAUGUAACAAGACUAUGAACCAUGUAAAGUCUAUGAGUGAUCACAAUAGAUCAGGAAAGCACUUGAAGAACAUACGAGCCUAUAAACCUGUAUUGGCUCGACAAUAUUUAAACCUACGUGACAUGCUGGAGAGUACAAACGCCAAAGCCAUUGGUCUCCAGAUGGUUGAGGAAUUUUAUGUACCAGGGAAGCUGUAUUACAAGUGCAUUUUGUGUGGAAAUCAUGGACAGAUGCAAGCCAUGUAUGAUCAUGUGGUCGGUGGAGAACACACGAAGAAAUACAUUAAUAUGAGACUGGAUUACAAAGCACAUUUUAUGUCAGUAAAACAGCGAGAGGAUAUGUGUGCUCAUAUAAUUAAGAUGGAAGGAACUCGCAUUACUGAAAUAAAGCAGAUAACAGGUGAGAAGUAUUUUCCUUAUCGAUGGAUGCUGGAAUCAUCAAAUUAAUGGUACAAGAAAGUAAUUAUUGGAUGUAUGUUUUAGUUUUAUGCUUUUGUUAUUAUUUCAUGAUGUGCUUCCAUUAGAUGGAACUGAGAUGAAACAAAAUUAGUUUGAAUUUGAAGGUUUUUUAAAAGUUUUUGCUAAAUCAUUAUAAACAAAUUUAGUUGUGAUGAAUGAUGUAGUGU
Messenger RNA from Penaeus indicus, 828 nucleotides. RefSeq lists its product as uncharacterized. The transcript is spliced from 8 exons. Lineage: Eukaryota; Metazoa; Arthropoda; Malacostraca; Decapoda; Penaeidae. The record is from RefSeq and is a predicted model, not a curated record. Bases 50 to 649 code for a protein of 199 amino acids.